Messenger RNA from Procambarus clarkii (red swamp crayfish), 1761 nucleotides. NCBI's taxonomy places the organism in Eukaryota, Metazoa, Arthropoda, Malacostraca, Decapoda, Cambaridae. The record is from RefSeq and is a predicted model, not a curated record.
AUGCUGGAAAAGAUGGCAGAGAGGCUGGAAGAGGAGUGGAUGCUGGAUGGAGAGGAACUGGUUCAGAACGUGAGUGCCGGAGUGCUGGUGAGUGACUUGACACUGGCACUCCAAAGCGUCGGGCGUCAACGUUCGGGACGUUACCAAUGCGUCGCCUCCAACGUCGAGGGCGACGCACACAGCCACAGCGUCGACAUUAGCAUCAAGUACGCGCCAAGGUGCGCCGUGGCCCCUGCGCUGAGAGGCGUGGCGCUGUUUGAGCUAACUAACAUCACCUGUGUUGUGGACGCUGACCCCAUCAAUGUGACCUUUAAGUGGACUUUCAACAACUCUGUGAGGCGGGACCAGAGCGAAGUGGUCAGCAGCAGGAGGUACACACAGGAGGGCCUGAGCAGCACUCUCUCCUACACCCCCAUGUCCGAGCGAGACUACGGUACGCUUCUGUGUUUCGCUACCAACAACGUGGGCGGCCAGAGUGACCCUUGCUCCUUCACUAUCAUAUCUGCAGGUCCUCCAGAGGAAGUCAGCAACUGCUCAGUGGUCAACGUGACGUCUCACUCCGCCGGAAUUAGCUGUUUACCGGGGUUCGACGGGGGUCUUCCUCAGAAAUUUCAGCUCCAGGUGUGGGAGAUAGACACAGGCCGGCUGGUGUUGAACACAUCCGGCAGCACUCCGGUGUUCUCCGCCCGGCCGUUGGAGCCGGAUAGGAACUACAGGGCGAGUAUCCAUGCCUACAAUUCCCGAGGUCGGACCAGCCCCACCAGACUCCACUUUCUCACACUCAAGGAAGCUGAGAUGCACAAAAGUCUGCCGUCGAUGGUGGAGCCGUCACCGCUUGUGCUAAUCAUGGGCGUGGUUGCGGGCGUGCUGGUGGUGGUGGGCGCCCUCCUGCUGGCCAUCUGGCUGGUCAAAGAACGAAGGACACACGCCCAUAGAGACACCACCGUCACCCAGAUCGUUCUCAAGGACAACAAUCCGGAUCUGUUGAGUGUGGAGGCUUCUGAGGAAGGAGCAGCCGUGAGGGUGAAUGGCUCCGUCAAGGCGACAGUAUAUACAUCUUCAGGUCAAACUAAUGAGAUGUCCAGCUACCAGAGAUACGACGAAGAUGCUGCCUCCCUCUACGGCUCGUCCUCUCCGGAGGCCACGGAGAGGACCAGGCUUACCUCCUCCUCCAACUCCUCUUCCUCUAAGGGCGGUGGAGUUGGAGGAGGAGGAGUAGUCCCGCUCGGCCGGACUGGAGGUAAUAUAGGAGUAAACCUCCUACGAGGAGGCCUCGGAGGACCCUCCACGUCUGCGGGAGUGGACAUCGAACCUGACCUCAGAAGACAGACGACUGUCAGGCUAUUCGUCACAAGCAGUCCAGAGGCAUCGUUCUGAAGGGAGACAGAAACUAACUACCCUUUUAACCAAUAAUUAAGAACCUGUGCUUCUCGAACGAUGGUUCCGAAGUCUGUGUAGAAACAGUGGAUCCACUCAGCAACCCGCCCGCUGAGACGCCCCCAGUUUAAGGCCGGAUGGGAUAAUUAUAUUUACCAUACAAAUUUGAGGAGAAGUUAGAGAUAUCUGACAAGUGAUCUUGAAGAGAUUUUAGGACAAUGGGGACAUUUGUAAAUGGGUGUUUGAGGCUGGUAGCUCUCAGGACAUCGUUAAUGGAAGUGCUCCAGCGCCCCACUCUGUCUGAGUUAGUGGGUUCCAGUCCUCUGCUAAAUUCCAGUUCUCAAAGGAGAAAUAAGUGCCAUAUUCUCCUUAACUGUAUAAAAC